Messenger RNA from Rhincodon typus (whale shark), 2790 nucleotides. RefSeq lists its product as uncharacterized. The record is from RefSeq and is a predicted model, not a curated record. Gene Ontology annotation, molecular function: tRNA binding; double-stranded RNA binding; nucleotidyltransferase activity. The transcript has 10 exons. Gene Ontology annotation, cellular component: cytoplasm. Lineage: Eukaryota; Metazoa; Chordata; Chondrichthyes; Orectolobiformes; Rhincodontidae. Bases 122 to 2356 code for a protein of 744 amino acids. Gene Ontology annotation, biological process: regulation of translational fidelity.
UCGCAGUGUAACCAAUACUGUAACACAUCACACCGAUAAAACAGGAGUCCUGCUAAAAUAUUGAAGAGCUCAGCUCAGGCUGCAAGCUUUUUAAAACUUGUUACACUUCCUCACCCUUGAGAUGUCGCGACUGCAAGAAACCACCGAGACUCUGCAUUAUUCCGUCGGCAUCCUAUCUACAUGUGCAGGUGCGCUGUUGUUGACUGUGGAUCGUUACAGCACAGUGCCCUUGAUUCCUAGCACGGCUCUCGGAAUUUUGUUACUUAUAGUGGCGGCUCUUGUCGGUUAUACAGGUCGAGUUUGUGAAUUCUUAAGUAAAGGAAAAAUCAUUUUCCCAGGGACAUGUCUGCAUAAGAGUAAUUCCUAUCUGAAAUCAGAAACCAUCAAAAAUGAUGUAGUUGUUGUAGGAUACAUCACAAACAUGCUAUCUGCCAGUGUGUUAGGAUGUCAGGUUUUGGGUGUAACUACCAAGCUGUUUGUUGGCCAAGUCCCCUGGCUAUGGACAGCAGCUGUCUAUCAAAUUGUUGUUUGUGUUUUGUCUUAUAGAGCCAAUGACAGUCUGAUUGCUACAUUCUUUGGUUUCACCUCAAUAUUAAAAUUUGCAGAAGGCUAUGCUUUUCUUUUCAAGCUUUGGCAAGAUGAUCAACCCUUCUUCCCAGUUCCAGCUCCCAUUGUUCUUGCAGUGCUCUUUUUCAUUCUGGCUCUGUUUAUGACUGGUAAAAGUCUUGUUGAUGGAAUUUAUUUACUUUUUUUUGUUUCCUAUUGUAUAUCAGUGGCAUCUAACUCAACUGGUUUCUUUCAUGGUGGUGCACAAGGUGUCAGUGUAGCUAUAUUUGUGGCAUCUGCUUGCUUAGUUUUCAUUUCCCUUUUCAAUAGUAUUGGAUUCAUUACUAUUCCCACUGGAAAGGGGAUCAUAAAGGGUUUUCUCAUUAGGAUGAAUACAUUAACACCAAAGUCAGAUAAAGACACCCAAAACCCUUAUUUGGGAUAUUCCAAAUACUCAGAUGCUGAAAUUUUAGCCCAUGCUUGUAAUGUUGUAGCUGCUUUUGCUAUCACUGCAUCAGUCAAUACUUCUGCACCAUUAGCCACUGUUGUCCUACCCUGGAUUAUCAUUCCUGGGGGAGUUCUUCAGCUUCUGUGUGGUUCAAUCUCUUUUUCUCGGGGUAAAACCCUGGAAAGUUGUGCUUUCAUCUUGUAUGGCUUAAUAUGGAUAAUCUGGGGAUUGACCCGAUAUGGUGGUCUCUAUGGGUCUACUAGGGGGUUUGGUAUUGCAGUAGGAAUUAUUUGUUUCUUGCUUUUUAAUGGCUUUGUGGUGAUAGGGACUUUCUUUCUUAAUGCAGCAUGGUUUGCCUUUACUCUCAGCUUUCAGCUGAUUCUGAUCAGUUUUCUUUUGGAUGCCGUUAAUUCAAAUCCUUUUGGAUAUGAUAUUGGGGUCACCAUCAUUUUUGGUUUAGUUAGUUUUUACUGCUUUCUGGCCACCCUGUUUAACCAGAGCUUUGAGAGACCCCAGUUGCCCUUGGGACAUGCCUGGGCCAGCCUCUGUGGAUUUGGACAGAGCAACUCCAUAUGUCCUCAUUUGUCUUCCAGAAAAACCAGCUCAGUCAGAAAAAUUGCAGAGAUAAUGAGAAAUGGUGGCACGUGUGGUAUUCCUACAGACACUGUGUAUGUGUUGGUGGCGGCUUGCAACUGUCCCGAUGCUGUUGAAAAGGCUUACAAUACAAAGAAACAAGCCAAAGAGAGGCCAAUGUCUUUAUGGAUCUCCAAUGUCACCCAACUAGAACCAGCAAAACAUCUGUUGAGUCCUCUACUCUGGGACCUCAUGCAGAAAGUUUGGCCUUCAUCUAUCAGUCUUGUCAUCCCCAGAGGAGAGUGGUUGAACUUAUUUGGACUGCAACAUGCAGAAAAAUACAUUGGAACUCCUCAGAGCAUUGCCAUAAGAAUUCCAGACUGUACUGUUACUACACAUCUCAUUGAUCAGGUGGGGCCUAUAGCAGUGACAUCAGCAAACCCAACUGGAGAAGCAGACACCACUCACCACAAUCAAGUCUAUGCCAAACUCGGCAACAAGGUUGAUGCUGUAUUGUGUGAUGGUCCUUCACCAGAAAACAUUGCCUCUACAGUUGUGGAUUGCACCAAGAUAGAGACAGGGACACUGGGUUUCUUUAGAGUCGGUCUUGUGCCCAAAUCACAGGUCUUGCAGUUGUUCGAAGAAGUGAAGAAGAAACAUCUAAAGGGCCAAAUUAAUGACAGCUUCAACCAGGAUGAAACAGAACGUAACACAUUUCAGCAUUCAGAAGUGACAACUGCCUAUGAUAAUGCUGUCUUCAUAAAUGAUGAAAACGAGAACAAGUUGUAACAUACAGAUACUACUGAAACAAUUUAUGUAUUAUUCGCAUUUUCACUUGAAUGUGCCAUUAUGAACUCCAAUAUCUGUUAAACAAUCACAUGAUGGGUUCCAUUUUCCUCUUCACCCCUUUCCUGAAGAGUAUUAAGAGCACCUGACCAUUCUUAUUGGGUCUAGGCAAUGAUUAUGAAUAAGCUGUUGAACAAGGAGGAACCACAGACCUGUUUGAUGUAAUCCAACUCUGUCCUUAUCCAUCAUCACCAUACAUGUUUUCCUGUAUUUUCCUUCUCAGUGUGAAGCAGUUCAAUUGUAUGAACAAUUAAAUACUCUGUAGUCAGUGGAAGUAACCACUGGAAGAUUUUGUACCUGUGGUACAAAAAAAAAUUGAAAUAAAUAGAUAAUUUUUUUUACAUUGUCCGUAAUAAAUAUGGAAGUUUCUAAAUGUA